UUUAAAUCUGUUUGUUGUCCGUCACAGAUGGAGACUGCAGCACACCAUCGGAGGACGGUGAAGAGGAGGAGGUGGGGGGGUCUGAGGCAGCAGUGGAAGCUUCUGGGAUUAUUUGAGAUUGAUCCACAGCAUGAGUUUUACGGCCUAACCUGCAUGAUGAAGGAUGGGCUGGCCAAAGCCACGCAGAUCAGCAUCGACAACCCACCCACCGCUGAGCUCUCCGAUGAUGAUUUCAAUCUCCAGAUCACUCAAAUUCAUAAGGACUUUACCAUGGAGACCUUUGCAGGCCCCGUGUUUGCCAGCCUGCGCAGCUCAUUAGGACUGACGGAGCAGGAGUACCAGCAGUCGCUCUGCUCAGGAAACUGCUACCUCCAGUUCAUCAGCAACUCCAAGAGCAAGGCCGACUUCUUCCUGACAAAUGACAAACGCUUCUUUUUGAAGACCCAGAACAAAAGAGAAAUCAAAUUCCUCCUGGCCAACCUGAAGAUCUACCUGGAGCACCUGAGGAAGUAUCCUCACUCACUGCUGGUCAGGUUUCUAGGUGUUCACAGGAUUAAACUCCCACACAGACGGAAGGUACCGACCACAUUUGAUCACCUUUUCAGUCAUAUUUCUAUUUCUUUAGAAAGCACGUUUCCAUCUCUGUCUCUGCAGAAAUACUUCAUCGUCAUGCAGAGUGUGUUUUAUCCAGACGACAGAAUCAAUGCACGGUACGACAUAAAGGGCUGUGAGGUGAGCAGAUGGACGGAGCCGGCGCCAGAGGGAAGCCAGAUCAUCGUAGUCCUCAAAGACCUGAACUUUGAAGGCCAGUUCAUCACUCUGGACCGUGAGCGUCCGUGGCUCCUGCGGCAGGUGGAGAUCGACACUCAGUUCCUGCAGCGGCUCCACGUGUUGGACUACAGCCUCCUUCUGGCCUAUCAGCCUCUUCAUCAAGACGAACGCCACCAGAGCCUUUCCUUUGCCACGCUCAUCAUGAGAACGAAAAAGUCGGUGAAUCCAGCUUCCAGCCCGGUCCAUGUGGGCUCUGCAGCUGUACCUGGCGCCAUCCCAGAAGAAGACUCUGCCUUAUUUUUGUCUGAAGAAGACGGCGGCCGUUUGAAGCCGGAAGUUACAUCAAGUGAAAAAACUCUCCAGACGUUCCCGGAGCGCGCAGGACUGGGCGGGGACAGUGGCGAGCUUCAAGACUUCAGGGCCCAAAACCGCCGUUUGCUCCCUGACUUAAAGAAUCCUCUGCAUGUCAUCGAUGGGCCGGAGCAGCGCUACUUCAUCGGCAUCAUUGACAUUUUCACGGUUUACAGUUUUAAGAAGCGGCUGGAGCAUUUUUGGAAGAGACUGAGACAUCCAGGCCGGUCCUUCUCCACUGUCAGUCCCCAGACUUACUGCCUCAGGCUCCGUCACUGGGUACGGGACCACACUAAGUAGAGCCUGUAGACUAGAGUUUACCAAAAAACAGUUUGAACCAAAGAUAUUACACACAUACGAAGACGCUGUGGGGGUUUGAGGCUUCAUGAGGCUGAGGAAAAUAUCUGAUUUUAGCCUUCAGUUUGGUUCUUAAACACUGACUGAAGAUGUUAACCAAGAUCUAAGAGGCCUGGACUCACAGCUAGAACUGAUUUCCUGUUACUCUGGAUGAAGAGUUCCCAGACCUCCUCUGUCUGCAGCCUGAGCUAGCAGCGCUUCAACAUUAGCAAGCCUUAGCGUGAGCCCAGUCAGUGCCUAACAAAGGAAUAAACUCCAUCAUUUACUACUGACAUUUCAAGAUCAGAUCCCUUUUCCAAAAUAGUUGGGACAUUGUGUUAAAGAAAUAAAAAAAAAUGUGACUAGUAAUUUUUUUUUUUCCACUUAAAUUCAACUGAACCUGAUAGAGCACAAACUGAAGAACUUGAUUAUUUACAAUUGUGGAAAUAUGCACACAUCCUGAAUUUGAUGCCUGCAGCAUGUUCCAAAAAAGUUGGGCCAAGGGCAAGAGAACACUGGGAACAUUUUGGAAUGCUGCAGAAACACCUGGAACAUUCCAUAGGUACGUUGGUUAAUUGGUAACAGGUGAAAGUAAUAGGAUUGGGUAUAAAGGAGUUCCCCUGAAAGGUCAGGUCAGGUAUUGAGUGUAUGCCGGUUUCGCAUGUUGCUCCAGGUAUUUUCCCAGCUUAUUCCUCUCUGACGUACCCAGCCACCUCUGAGGCUCAGACCCAGGAAAGCGUGCCAGUGGUCUGUUGAAGCCAAAUGCUGCUCCCAAAGCAGCUGACCCUUCCCUGCUCACCUCAGGUCUAGAUGCACGCUGUGACGACAAUAGCAGUAAAUAUGCAGGAAGGGAGUCACCACAAAGGCAUCACUGGCCGUGAGUCACGGUCCAGGCCUCACAGUUAGCAGAUUACUCGGCAGAGAUGAGUGAAAUGCUCCAGAACCUCCACACUCUCACCAGACACAGAUUCAAUGGCAGAAUCCAAGGCAUCUCCAAAUGCCUGGACUUUCGGUUUGGUCUAAGAGACGUGCACUCCCGACGCUACAGCCUCCUCACUCAGCAAGUUCAGAGAGAGGACAUCUAGAGUCAAAGGGCACGCCACAGUUCGCCACCCCUGUUACCCACACCAUUAUCCAGUCCACACAGGUACUGAAGAGGGUAGGGGCUAAGGCGAAGUCAGAAGGGGAGCCUCCACACAUCCCAGCACUCUCUGGACCAGAAUAUAGAGCAGACAUCGGCUGGAUGAGCCAAUGUGGAAUCCCACAGGUGUGAAAGAGUCAGCUACUGAAAACCAAUGACUGCAUGAGGUUCUCCUCUUUAGGAAUGACUGUGUGGGCAAAUAGUCUAACAACGUUUCACACUGUGCUACUGCAAAUAAUUUAGAGAUCUGUUCAUCUUUUUAAAUUUUAUUUGACUUUAUUUAACCAGGAAAAAACCCUCACUGAGAUUAAAAAUCUCAUGUACAAGAGUGUUAUGGAUCUACAGUCCCUAAUAUCAUUGAAAGAUUUCAGAUAAGCUGGAGAAAGCUCUGCACUGUCACUAGCACAUCUGUGAGGGUGUGGGGGUGUAUUGGUGCAUCUGUGAUACAUAAAUACUGACAUGCCUGCAUGUUUUUUUUCAGGUACAUCUCUGCUUAUGUCAGAGAGACAUUACUAAGACACAUUCUGCAUGAGUUACAACAGCAUGGCUUCACAAUAAAAGAGGGCUGGGCCUAGACUGGCCUACAUGUAGUAGGACCAGACCUGUCUCCCUUUGAAAGGAGCCGUAUGAAGCACUAAACAGGCCAACAGAAACCCUGCACUGUUUACAACUUUGGGGCUACAUAAAUACUGAAGGCUCUACUCCAAUAGUCAGAGCCUUCAGUCCUAGUCAUGAACAUGAACAGAGUGUUAUGGAUCUACAGUCCCUAAUAUCAUCGAAAGAUUUCAGAUAAGCUGGAGAAAGCUCUGCACUGUCACUAGCACAUCUGUGAGGGUGUGGGGGUGUAUUAGUGCCCAGGCAUGGGUCACUAGUACAUCUGUGAUGGUGUGGGGGUGUGUUAGUGCUAGUCAUGAACAUGCACCUGUCCCAACUUUUUUGAAACAUGUUGCAGGAACCAAAUUUGUAAUGUGAAUAUUUCCAAAAACAGAGUCAAGUUGAUCAGUUUAACAUCAAACAUCUCAUCUCUGUGUUCAGUUAAAUAAAAAUUGAAAAGGAUCACUGUUUUCUGUUUUUCAUUUUGCACAAUGUACCAAAUAUUUUGGAAAUGGGGUUUGUAUUUAGCACUGGUAAUCUGUAGGACACGUGUCCCUUUGCCAUCCAGCAGGGGAGGGACUUGGAGCUUUAUAGGACAUUCACUUGAGUCCUGAGCGUUCUUGUCCUGUAGAGCGCUCAUGAGGAGAAGAAGGCUGCAGCCAGCCAACACUAGACUGUCCUGCAGCAUGGUGCACGGCUCAGAGAGCAGAGGGAUGUUUGACUGUCCUGCAGCGCGGCUCAGAGAGCAGAGGGAUGUUUGACUGUCCUGCAACGCGGCUCAGAGAGCAGAGGGAUGUUUGACUGUCCUGCAGCAUGGUGCACGGCUCAGAGAGCAGAGGGAUGUUUGACUGUCCUGCAACGCGGCUCAGAGAGCAGAGGGAUGUUUGACUGUCCUGCAGCAUGGUGCACGGCUCAGAGAGCAGAGGGAUGUUUGACUGUCCUGCAGCAUGGUGCACGGCUCAGAGAGCAGAGGGAUGUUUGACUGUCCUGCAACGCGGCUCAGAGAGCAGAGGGAUGUUUGACUGUCCUGCAGCAUGGUGCACGGCUCAGAGAGCAGAGGGAUGUUUGACUGUCCUGCAGCAUGGUGCACGGCUCAGAGAGCAGAGGGAUGUUUGACUGUCCUGCAACGCGGCUCAGAGAGCAGAGGGAUGUUUGACUGUCCUGCAGCGCGGCUCAGAGAGCAGAGAGGGAUGUUUGACUGUCCUGCAGCGCGGUGCAUGGCUCAGGGAGCAGAGAGGGAUGUUUGACUGCUCUCUGCUCUCUGAGGUUAUAGUUGGACGAGAGGAGAGCGACCAGCAUGAAUAUAGAACACAGAAGCUCAGAGCGGUCCUUAAUGUGAGGCUUUUUAUAGAAAUUUAGAGGCUGUUUUAAUGAAGAGGAAAAAGAAAGAGAGGGUAAAGGAGUGAUGGUUUCUCUUGAUGAUGA
Messenger RNA from Cheilinus undulatus (humphead wrasse), 4618 nucleotides. It is a transcript of the gene pip5kl1, whose product is annotated as phosphatidylinositol-4-phosphate 5-kinase-like 1. Gene Ontology annotation, molecular function: phosphatidylinositol kinase activity. The transcript has 8 exons. NCBI's taxonomy places the organism in Eukaryota, Metazoa, Chordata, Actinopteri, Labriformes, Labridae. The record is from RefSeq and is a predicted model, not a curated record. Gene Ontology annotation, biological process: phosphatidylinositol metabolic process. Bases 28 to 1422 code for a protein of 464 amino acids.